Rosa chinensis is the source of this 3016-nucleotide messenger RNA. RefSeq lists its product as uncharacterized. Gene Ontology annotation, cellular component: SCF ubiquitin ligase complex. NCBI's taxonomy places the organism in Eukaryota, Viridiplantae, Streptophyta, Magnoliopsida, Rosales, Rosaceae. Gene Ontology annotation, biological process: SCF-dependent proteasomal ubiquitin-dependent protein catabolic process. The record is from RefSeq and is a predicted model, not a curated record. The transcript has 6 exons. The coding region runs from base 102 to 2774 and encodes 890 amino acids.
CCCAAAACUCUUUUCUCUUCUUCUUCUUCUUCUUCUUCUUCUCCUUUAGUUUCUCCGGUUCUCCACUCUCCAUCACUAACCGCCAUUUCGCGCCAUUUCUGAUGACGGUUCUUAGGUCGCGGGAGAUUGCCCCGCCCAAAACGACGCCGCAGGGCCCCAAAACGCGGCCCAAAUCAGACCCAUCCACGCCAGCCGAAACCCCCGAGUCCGUUACUACUACUACUACUACCCCUCCGCCUCUUAAUUCCACCCCUUCCUCCCAAUCCCAAUCCCAAAACCCUAAUUCCAAUCCCAAUCCGAAGGCCACCGAUUCGGGCUCUGCCACCGGAUUAUUGCGGCGGCGCAGUCUCCGUCUCGCUUCGAAAACUCCCGAGGGUUCCGCCAAGAGGAAUACCCAAAUUGACGAAGUGGGUUUUGAUUUGUUUGGAGAGAGGGUUACGGUCAUGGGAGUUGAGAAACGGGCUGAGGAGUUGAAAUUGGGUUCUGGGUUAGACCCGGUGACCCGAUUGAGUGGGAAAGGUUCGGGCUUUGGAGAGGAGGAGAAGGUUGGAGUUGAUGAGGGUUUGACUGAAUUAGGGCUUAGUUCUGAUUUGGGAGUUUUGGGGGGUAAUAGUGAGGAGAAGAAGAAGAGGAAGUUGGACAUUGAUAUCAAUUUACCGGCUUGGGAAUGUGAAGAGGAAGAUGGAGGAAGUAAACCUUUUUUGAGCUUGCGAUCGGGGAAGAGAGUUGCUAAGCCAGGAGUGGAUGGUGUUGGUAAUGGGGAAUGGGUAAUUGAUUUGAGUGCUGAUAAGAGUGGUGGUGUGAAGAGCAAAGGUGAAUGUGGAAGAGGAGAGAGAGGGAAGGGGAAGUUGGGUGAGAAUAGUAUUUAUGUGGUGGUAUUGGAUUCGGAUGAGGAAGUUGAGAGGUCCGGUGAGAAUGUGUUUCAGAGUGAUCUUCCGAGUGGGGGGAGUUCUACAGGGAAGAGGAAGUUGAGUGAUGCAAUUGAAAUUGUUGUUGAAGAUUCGGAGGAUGAAAUGAGUUCCGGUGAGAAUGGUGUAAAUGAGGGCAGAAGGAAGUACAGCAGACAAGAAAAAGGGAAGGAGAAGUUGGUUGGAGGAGCUUUGUUAUCGAAUGAUGAUGACAAAGUGGAAUUGGGUUUGGGAUUAGAAGUGUUGAGUUCAUUGCACAAUGUGGUUCCUAGUCCUACUCAGAUAAGGGAGAAUGAAGCAUUGCAAGAUGAAAUGCAGGCUAGGAACAGUAAUAGAAGAGAGAAUGGAAGAGACAGGAAUCAAUACAUGGAACGGUUUCGGGACAUAGCCAGGCAAAAUGCUUCUCGUUUUGCUCGUUUUGAUCCUCGAGAGGAAGAGGAGAAUGAUAUGCCUCCUCAGGUUGAUGUGGAACAAGAUGUCGAAGAUUGGCCUGGUCCCUUUUCUACUGCUAUGAGGAUUAUGAGAGAUGGAGCAGAAAAGAAUAUGCAAGAGCAGAGGGCCUAUACAGGCAAGACAAAACCUGCAUUGGUGAACUGGGUUCCCAAGUGUCAGGAACAGGAUCGUGCAAUAUCAAAGAAUUUGAUCCCCUCAUUGCAAGAGUUGUGUUUGUCUGUUCUUGCUAUGAAUGCCGAUGCAAUAGUUUCACUUGAGAGUGUACCAGAUGCUUUGAGGCACCAACUCAGUCAUCUGCUCUGUGAUUCUAGAAGAAUGAAUACUCAUUUUUUCGAACUUCUUGUUCAAGGAUCACCAACAGAGGUUCGCUUAAGGGAUUGCUCAUGGUUGACAGAGGAAGAGUUCACAAAAUCUUUUCAGCAGUGCGACAUUAGCAACUUAACAGUACUACAGCUUGACCAAUGUGGCCGCUGUCUGCCAGAUUAUAUAUUGAAUUCUACCUUAGCUCGGUCAUCCAAUUGCUUGCCUGUUUUAACUUCUUUGUCCCUCAGUGGUGCAUGUCGUCUUUCGGAUGUUGGGUUAGGUGCACUUGUUUCUUCUGCCCCUGCACUAAGAUCUCUGAAUCUCAGCCAGUGCUCGCUUCUCACUUCCUCAAGUAUCGACACUUUAGCUAAUUCAUUGGGAUCAGUGCUGAGGGAACUAUAUUUAAAUGAUUGCCAAAGCAUUAAUGCUAUGCUGAUAUUACCAGCCUUAGAGAAGUUUGAGCAUUUGGAGGUGUUGUGGCUGCCCGGCAUUGAAAAUGUUUGUGAUGAUUUUAUUAAGAAGUUUAUUACUGCUCGUGGCCAUAAUUUGAAGGAGCUUAUUUUGACUAAUUGCAUAAAUUUAACAGAUUCUUCUGUGAAAGUCAUAGCUGAAACUUGUUCUGGGUUAUGUGCGCUUGACCUAGUUGACUUGCAUAAGCUGACAGAUUCUAGUUUAGGAUAUCUUGCAAAUGGUUGCCGAGCAAUUCAAACAUUAAAAUUUCGUCAAAAUUCAUUCAGUGAUGAAGCUAUUGCUGCAUUCCUGGAAACUUCUGGAGAGUGUUUGAAAGAACUUUCACUAAAUAAUAUUAAGAAGGUUGGCGAUAACACAGCCAUAUCACUUGCCAGACAUUCAAGAAGCUUACAUAGUCUGGAUCUAUCUUGGUGCCGGAAUUUGACAGAUGAGGCCCUGGGUUUGAUUGUGGAUAGCUGCCUAUCUCUGAAGAUGUUAAAACUUUUUGGAUGCACUCAGAUUACCGAUUUGUUUCUGUGUGGCCACUCAAAUCCUGAGGUGAAAAUCAUUGGCGUGAAAAUGACUCCAAUAUUGAAAGAUGUUAAGGUGCCUGAUCCUGCAGCAGGUCCAUUACAUUAUUCAUCUAUCUCUUCAACCUAAUUUCAGUUUGGAUCAUCAUCAUUUGGAAGCUGAAUCAAGUGCAGUCGUUGUUCACAUACUUGACUUAGUCUUGUCUUGUAAAAUCAACAGCUUUUGUAAAGUGAACACAGUGCUUUUUGUUCAUGUAUAAUCGAGAAUAGGUGGAAAGGUCAGGAUUUUUGUAAGCAUUUCAUAUCAGCCAUGUGGAAUUCUUUCUUUUUGCACUUUUAUUUGAGGAAUGUGAUGACCUAUUUCUAGUUGAA